UUUUCUAGAUGAAGCCAAGUUCAUAAUGACAAAUACAAACAUGUUUGUGCUCUUUGACCCAACGACAUAGUUAUCUUUACGACAAGUAAAGAUGUUUAUACGGCUGACUAAACUUCCGAGGAACUCUACUAUUAUAACACUGAACCGAUCACGACCAAAUCACGGGGCCGUUUUAAGCGCUUCCGGACGGGAACUUUACGCAUUGAGCGUGUGUCAGCGUUCCAGCUUCUUGCCGUGAAAGAACACGCGCCAGUGUUGAAGCCUAUGAUGUGCAUUUGCAUUUCCCAGCCUGCCGGAGUACUUCACAAAUGAGCCAAAGAUUUGUCAGCCCGCGCUAACUUGGAAAAAUGAGAAACCAAACCGGGGAAUGAUUGUUCUGUGUUUCUGAACGGAUUUAUGUUUUUUGUUUCGAUCGGACUUAUUGAGUUCCUUGUAGGCUAAACAUGGGGUUAUCCCGAAAUGAAACGGAAAUUUGGACAGAGGAGCAUAUGGACACGAACCACACGACCGACACUUUCGGUCCGGAGGUAGUGAUUGUGCCCGUCAUAUUUGGAUGUAUAUUUUUCGUGGGAAUCAUUGGAAACACUCUAGUGAUGAUUGUCAUUGGGAAAAUAAAGUCGAGGCGCUCGAGAAGUACCACUAACAUUUUCAUCCUAAAUCUCAGUAUAGCAGAUUUAUCUUUCCUCCUGUUUUGCGUCCCGUUUCAUGCCACCAUAUACUCUCUCCCCGAGUGGAUUUUCGGGGCUUUUCUUUGUAAAUCUGUGCACUAUUUUCACAUGGUCAGCAUGCUGGUGAGCAUUUUCACGCUCGUGGCCAUGUCGGUGGACAGGUACAUUGCCGUUGUGCUCUCCAAAAAGUCCCCGAGUAUUCGUAACCGGAGGAAUGCGCUCAUUGCCGUCGGUGUCAUUUGGAUGCUUUCCUUCAUCUUUGCAGUCCCGGUUGCGCAGCACCAAAUUUUGACGGAUCACCCCAAUGCUCCCAAUAGCACGUUCUGCUGGGAGAUUUGGACCGAAAGGGUGGCCAAGCACACUUACAAAGUGACUAUUCUCGUCAUAGGGUAUCUGUUACCGCUGGUUUUGAUCACAUGCUGUUACGCCAAGGUAUUGUAUCAUCUUCAUAAAAAAAUGAAAAUUAUGUCCAAGAAGUCUGAACGGUCAAAGCGAAAGACAGCUCAGACGGUGUUGCUGGUUGUCACUGUGUUCCUCAUCUGCUGGAUGCCUCACCACAUUAUCGCUAUGUGGGUAGAAUUUGGCCAUUUCCCACUGAAUCAUGCCACUUUUGCGUUUCGCAUCAUCUCUCACUGCCUGACCUAUGGAAACUCCUGUGUCAACCCCAUUCUUUAUGCAUUCCUCUCUGAAAACUUCAGAAAAGCCUGCAAGCAGGUCUUCACGUGCCAUUUUUUUUACUCCACUCCGGCCGUGGAGAAAGUGGUGCGUAUUCGCACAGAGAACUUCUCCAUGACACAUUCCACCACCAACCUGUGACUUCAAACUUUUUAGUGAUAUCAGUAGUUGAAAACUUUUCUUUUGUUGUUUCUGCUUCAUGGCUUGGUGUCAUGAGUUAGACAAAGAAGGUUUGACUAACAAGGACAGUAAAAAUGAAGUUACCUUGAGAAGUAAAAACCAUAUAUAAUGUCUUAAUCCAUGUUUAGUAAAGUCAUUUGUCUAUAACUAUUUAAGUGUAAGUAGUGUUUGUCAUUGAAAUGUUAUUGCAUUUUUAUGUUCACUGUUAAAUGUAAUGUUAUUGAAAAUAAUUAAAACCUAUGUAGAGAUUGAAUUAAUUAUAUAUAAUUACUAUAAUUCUAUUGUUUAAUGUUUCAGAGAAUCACGUUAAAAGAGCAUGACUGUUUGUGAAGGAACUGUGCCGUCUGAACACCUUUUUGCAUAGUGUUUAUGUAAUAUUCGAACAAACACUUUAAGUCUCAGUUUAAACAUGCCAUAAACUUCAAUACUUGCUUGUAUGCUGUAAUUAUAUACUCAGUGACAUUGGUUUACAUGUAUUAUGUCCAGUCUUAUGGUUAUAUAUCCAUUAUGAAAAAAAAAAAUCUUAAUGAAGGUUUACCCCUUUUAAGAAUUUGAAUAAAAAUAUCUGAUUAAAUGAAAAAUGAAAUGUAUUUUUAAGUUUUCUUGUCCCUUAAGGCUAAGUUAGAGUGGGUUAUUGUUUAGAAAGGAUGUCGCUAUCUUUAUCCUAAUGCUUAUGGUUAACUGUUUGACAUACCGGAGAUUGUCCCAAA
Molecule: messenger RNA, 2233 nt
Organism: Carassius carassius (crucian carp)
Lineage: Eukaryota; Metazoa; Chordata; Actinopteri; Cypriniformes; Cyprinidae
Product: galanin receptor type 1-like
Exons: 3
Coding region: 444-1484 (346 amino acids)
Biological process (GO): G protein-coupled receptor signaling pathway
Cellular component (GO): membrane
Molecular function (GO): G protein-coupled receptor activity
Source: RefSeq, a predicted model, not a curated record